Anarrhichthys ocellatus (wolf-eel) is the source of this 1635-nucleotide messenger RNA. It is a transcript of the gene stx18, whose product is annotated as syntaxin 18. Gene Ontology annotation, biological process: retrograde vesicle-mediated transport, Golgi to endoplasmic reticulum. The record is from RefSeq and is a predicted model, not a curated record. Lineage: Eukaryota; Metazoa; Chordata; Actinopteri; Perciformes; Anarhichadidae. Bases 62 to 1033 code for a protein of 323 amino acids. Gene Ontology annotation, cellular component: SNARE complex; endoplasmic reticulum. The transcript has 11 exons.
GUCGUCACCCGGUGACGUGUCAGUUUGUUUACAGCGGUCUCCGCGCUGCAGCUGCACAGACAUGGCUGUGGAUAUAACUUUACUUUUCAAAGCCAGUGUCAAGACGGUAAAAACCAGGAACAAGGCGAUAGGAAUAGGCUCUGACUCUACCAAAGAUGAGAUUUUCAAGAGGAGCGGACCCAAGAGCGGCUUCUCUCGGAAGGCGAAAGAAGUGAUCUCGAACAUCACCAAGCUCAAAGACUUUCUACUGCAACACAGGAAAGAUUACGUGAGCGCCGGAAGUCUCAUCUCGUCAGAUCUAACCCGUAUGACGGACAAUGAACGAGACCAGAUUGACCAGGAUGCUCAGAUCUUCAUGAGGACCUGCUCCGAGGCCAUCAAGCAGCUACGCAAUGAAGCGGCGCAGCAGGUGACAUCAGCCCAGAUAAAGGAGCACAGAGGGGCAGUGCUGGACCUCAUUGAAAUGUUUCUGAGAGGAGUAUGUAAGCUGUACUCUGAACAGAGGGCCAUCCGAGUCAAGAGAAUGGUGGACAAGAAGAGGCUGUCGAGACUGGCCCCAGAGCACCGCAGUAAGGUGCAGAAAACGCCGGUGUUGGAGCCCAAAGAGGAGAAGACUGUCAAGGAGGAAAGUCCUGAGAAGAGUGUGUCGGAGGUCCUGGACAACCCUGUCAACCUGUGGGAGGAGGACCGAGUGGAGGACGAGCUGUCUCCUGAGGAGAUCCAGAUGUUUGAGCAGGAGAACCAGAGGUUGGUGAGUGAGAUGAACAGCCUGGUGGAUGAAGUGAGGCAAAUCGAGGGGAAGGUGGUGGAGAUCUCUCGACUGCAAGAGAUCUUUGCAGAGAAAGUCCUGCAACAAGAAACCGAGAUAGGCAGCAUUCAUCAGCUGGUUGUGGGUGCUACAGAAAACGUCAAAGAAGGCAAUGAGGAUAUACGAGAGGCAAUCAAAAACAACGCUGGCUUCCGGGUGUGGAUCCUGUUCUUCCUGGUCAUGUGCUCCUUCUCUCUCCUCUUCCUGGACUGGUACGACAGCUAACACAACCAGCCAGAAUGGACUCUAUGUUCGACAGGAAACCGUCUGGCUCUGGCACAUAUUGGUUAUCUCGUAAAGAGGUGAUGAUGGCAACACUGAGACUGACUGUACAGUUUACCAUGCUGGAGCUGGUGUGCAAAGUGCUCUUCGUGAAGAUUCUGUGUUCAAGUGGACAUGGCAGUUCGUCCUUCCCCCGAUGCUAACUAUCUAAAUAGUGUUUGUCCAGUGCUUUCAGGGCUUCCAUGUUUAAUUUUUCCUCUUUUACGUGUUUUACGUGUUUAUAGCAAGACACUCCGUCUUUCUUUGCCACUAAAAGCAGCGAUGAUGGUUUGAACGCCUGAAAAAAACUACUUUCUUAUCCCCUUUGGAACAGACUGAAGGAUACUGUUCAGACUGGCAUUACUAUUACUGUCACAUGUACACUAUUUGAAUAGAUUAUACAUGUGUGUAUGUCAGUGACACAUAAAUUAUACUUCACUGUCAAAUCCUGAUGAAUGUUUUUGCUUUACAGGCAAUUAUGGGCAGCAGAGCAAUUUAUUCGAUAUAUCUAUCACGGCACAACUGUACUGACUCCGCAUUCUAGUAAAACUAAGCAAUCGUCUUAA